AGUAAGUUUAAUCUUAAAAUGUUCAGCCUAAGUCCCGUAAGCCAUUAUUAAAUGAUGUUAUUUUUUUUCCAGCAUAUACUUUUUAUUACUGCUGUGGUGUGGUCUACAACUAACUGUGAGCCGCCGGUAAACAGCUAUCUACCUCCUACCUCUAGAAAUAGUGGUAGACCAUCUGCUCAAUAUGGACCUCCAGGUACUAAUGAACGUACUUCGUUUAAUCAACCGGAACAGGGUAGAAAUCGGAAUCAACCUGAAGAUUCAUACUUUCCACCCGGUCAGGGAGGACCAUCAAAUACUUUAGACACCCAAUAUGGUCCCCCACGAGGCCAAGGCUUACAACAAGGAUCUAGAGGAUUCUCACAAUCUGAAUCGCGGUCGCUAUCUCAAGGUGGACCUCAAAGAAACAACGCGCCUAACACACAAUAUGGAGUACCUGAGCAGAGAAAUGGGCCAGAACGAAGACCGGCUCAGUCACCAUUUAGUGAAUCGAAUAACAGAAGGCCAACCGCCGGGUCUGCCAAUAAUGACUUCAAUGGACCAUCUAAUAAUAGAGAUAACAGUUUUGGUCCACGAGGCUCAGAAUUUAGUCCCAGACCAGAGAGUUCUUAUGGACCUCCACCAAGUGGAAAUUACAUGUCCCCAAAUAAUGAAAAACAAUUAACUCGCGGGCCACAAACUGGGGAUGUUUCUUCAUACUCUGUACCAAAUGAAGAACCCGAUAGUUUUAGCGGAAAACAAUCACUUAGAGGUCCACCUUCAUCAUCAUACGGUACUCCUAAUUUUGGAUCUAAUACCGGUGGCAGAGGAUCAGGUAACCAGAGAGGAUCGAACUUCGGCAAUGACGAAUCUGAUGAACCAGCUAAAUACGAGUUUAAUUAUGAAGUCGACGAUGCCCAGACAGGUACUAAAUUUGGUCAUUCAGAACAACGUGACGGAGACACCGCCACCGGCGAAUAUAACGUAGAACUGCCUGAUGGUAGGAAACAGAUUGUUGAAUACGAGGCCGGUCUGCAAGGAUAUAAGCCUCAAAUACGAUAUGAGGGUGGCGGAAGCAGUUCUAGCUUGCGUUCGGGUUCUGGCAAUAGAGCAUCCCAACCUGAUGAUCAAGGAUAUCAGCGAGGUGGUCCAGGAUCUAGUUAUCCAGAAAACGAUAACUCUGGUUUUUCCCAAGAAACACAGCAAAGUGGAAGGCCUGGAAAAUAUCAACAAGCUUCACAGGGCGGAUUGGGAUUAACUGACCAAGAUUUUAUGGGAUACUCAAGGACCAGGCCUGGAGACAAUGGAUUAGGUGAUUUCCCGGGAUCUGGACAGAAAAGGUUUGAGAAUGAGCCAGAAUACGCAACAGGUAAUAAUAAUAGACUGGAAACGCUUAAUGGCGGGCCACAAAAUGAAGGUUAUAAAUCAGACGAUGGAAGAGGCAGCGGUAGAGAUACGGGUUACCCGAAAGGCGGCCCAGAAAGUACCAAUGAGGGAUAUCCACGAGGUCGUCCAGAGAAUGGUGCAAGUCGUAGCCGAAAUGGACCCCAAAGUAGUAAUAGAAACUAUCCGCAAAGUAAUAAUAACGGUAAUAAUCAGAGAGGUGGUAAUGGUUACCCAACCGGCGGCCCUCAAGGUCAAGUUGGUGGCGAAGAGGGAUAUCCCAGCGGUACACCAAAUGGGCCCCGAGGAUCUGGAUACUGAUAUUCAAGAGUGUAAACAUGAAUGAAUCUUCACUUGACGAAUUGUAUAAAAUAAUGGACAUUGAUAUUGUAAAUAAAAUAAAUAAUCAUAAAACAUGUUUUAACUUAUUUAUAAUUAACAGUAAAAUGUAUUGCUCUUGUCUAAUUUGUUCCAACAAUAGUACUUAUUAAAAAAUUAACAAUUUCCUAUUAAGUAGUAAAAUUACAUUAAAAUAAUUAAAAAUGCUACUAGUACUGUUAAUACUCAUAUAUUCGAAAUUUUAUUGUGUUUAAAUAUGAAAGCAACAUAUGGAUUAUGAUCGCAUAAGAAAUCAAAUGUGAAAUUUCGAAAGAAGACUUCUCACAAAAAGAUGUCCUUUUGAGUUUGCGUGCAUUGGAGAGGCCUAUGUCCACCAGUGAACAGCGGUGAGCUUAUGAUGACGAUAAACGCCCAUCAUUACAUAUGUAUAUAUAGUACAAAACAAAGUCGCUGUCGCUGUCUGUCCGUCCCUAUGUAUGCUUAAAUCUUUAAAAUUACGCAAGGGAUUUCGAAGCUGUUUUUUUAAUUGAUAUAGUGAUUCAAGAGGAAGGCGUAUGAAUGUACAAUACUUGUACACCCGGGCGAAGCCGGGGCGAGUAACUAGUAAGAUAUAUUACAUUAUUCCUAUUACAGAAUGCAUGUGCAAUGCCACAAUAAAUUGCUACUUUUUACCUAUCAAUUACAAUAUGUAGCACCAAGAAAUUACUAGUAUUUUAAGUAAAACAAUACAAUAAAUGCCAUUUUUAUAACUGCUAGUUCUGAUAGUUUGGUCCUCAAUUAAUAUAUUUAAUGAAAAUGAUUAUAAAAGUGUAAUUAUUAUAAAUAAUACCAGUGACAAGGUGUAUGACAACUGUGUCCUGAAUGAAUUUGCCGAUGUUGCAGAU
Achroia grisella is the source of this 2582-nucleotide messenger RNA. RefSeq names its product pro-resilin-like (gene resilin). Gene Ontology annotation, cellular component: extracellular matrix. Lineage: Eukaryota; Metazoa; Arthropoda; Insecta; Lepidoptera; Pyralidae. The transcript has 4 exons. The coding region runs from base 52 to 1680 and encodes 542 amino acids. The record is from RefSeq and is a predicted model, not a curated record.